Molecule: messenger RNA, 1512 nt
Organism: Dentiscutata heterogama
Lineage: Eukaryota; Fungi; Glomeromycota; Glomeromycetes; Diversisporales; Gigasporaceae
Source: the annotation of a GenBank genome assembly
GGUGCUGAUAACGUUAUCUUUGAUCGUCUGGCCGAUGGUCAAGAAAAAUUAAUUGAAAAAACUUCAACUGAUAUUGAUAAUUUUUCUAGUGAUGGUCUUAGAACAUUGACUGUGGCAUAUCGAGUAUUAGACGAAUCCUAUUAUAAUUCUUGGGCAAAAAAAUAUCAAGAAGCAUCAACUGCUAUUAAUGAACGUUCAUCCAAAAUUGAUGCUUGUGCCGAAGAGAUCGAAAAGGAGCUUAUACUCUUGGGUGCCACUGCAAUUGAAGAUAAACUUCAAGAGGGUGUUCCAGAGUGUAUAGAACGACUUCGAGGAGCGGGAAUUAAAAUUUGGGUUUUGACAGGUGAUAAAUUAGAAACAGCUAUUAAUAUCGGAUUUGCAGCUCAAUUAUUGACAAAAGAUAUGAGACUUUGGAUUGUAAAAGGCUCAAAAAAAGAUACUGUCCAAAAACAACUUGAUAAUGUUUAUGCAUCUUUGAUAACUGGUGAUACCGUGCCACAUGAUGAAACGGAACCCAUACAUCCUGAUGAUACUCAUGCUUUUAUAGUCGAUGGUUCUGCUUUAACUCAUCUAUUGGACGAUGAAAAAGCACGUAUGAAAAUACUUGAAUUAAGUGAUCGUUUUCAUUCUGUAAUAUGUUGUCGUGUUAGUCCUUUACAAAAGGCCCUGGUGGUCGAAUUAAUACGAAGAGGAAAAAGAUCUACAACGUUAGCCAUAGGUGAUGGUGCAAAUGAUGUAAGCAUGAUUCAAGCUGCUAAUGUUGGUGUUGGCAUUUCAGGACAAGAAGGAAUGCAAGCAGCAAUGGCAGCUGAUUAUAAUAUUGCCCAAUUUCGAUAUCUUAAGAAACUUUUACUUGUACACGGUCAUUGGGACUAUAUGCGCAUUGCAGAGAUGAUAUUAAAUUUCUUUUAUAAAAAUGUAAUAUGGGUAUUUCCGGUAUUAUGGUUCUCCGCCAAUAUUUUCUAUGAUUACAGUUUUGUGCAAUUAUAUAAUAUGCUUUUUACUGUCGCUCCUGUUGUAGUUUUAGGAACGAUCGAUCAAUCCGUUACUGCGUCAUAUUGCUUAAAGUAUCCAAGCAUUUAUAAUUUGGGAAUAAAAAGAAUGCGAUAUUCUAAAAAAUUAUUUGCAAUAUAUUUUCUCGAUGGAAUAUGGCAAUCAUUGGUUGUAUAUUUUACGUUUUAUUUUGUAUAUUCAUUAUCCACUAAUGUUACUAUGCUUCAAGGGUAUGAUGCUGGUAGCACCGAAUUUUCAACUUCGGUAGCUUUAAGUGUAAUUGUUAUUGCAAACCUUGUUGUAGUUUUUAACACGUAUCACUGGAAUUGGAUAGUAUGGACAAUAAUAAUUAGUGAAAUUGUUUUCAUUUUUAGUUAUAUUCUUGUUUAUGGUGCUUUUUCAGAAAGUCCAAUAUAUGGAAUAGGUCAACAAUUAAUUAGUGAGGGUACAUUUUGGUUUGUUGAAAUGGUUCAAUCAGAUAACGAUAUCAUAAAUUCUGUGCAACAAACAAAUUAUUAG